Patella vulgata (common limpet) is the source of this 1638-nucleotide messenger RNA. RefSeq names its product histamine H1 receptor. Lineage: Eukaryota; Metazoa; Mollusca; Gastropoda; Patellidae. The record is from RefSeq and is a predicted model, not a curated record. Gene Ontology annotation, cellular component: plasma membrane. Gene Ontology annotation, biological process: adenylate cyclase-activating adrenergic receptor signaling pathway. Gene Ontology annotation, molecular function: G protein-coupled acetylcholine receptor activity. The coding region runs from base 4 to 1491 and encodes 495 amino acids. The transcript has a single exon.
AACAUGUUUAUAGUGAGUUUGGCUAUAGCUGAUUUAAUUGUGGGAUUAUUAGUCAUGCCAAUCAGUGCCAUCUACAUCUUUACCUCGGACUGGUCGUUUGGUGUGGUUGUGUGUCAAGCGUGGAUUGGAGUAGAUUAUAUUGCCAGCACAGCAUCAAUUCUGAACCUUUUUAUACUUAGUUUAGAUAGAUACUGGUCCGUUAGAUCUCCAUUAAUAUACCUUCGUAAACGGACCAAACGUCGAGCAUUAAUAAUGAUCUCCAUAGUGUGGUGUGUGUCUUCGUUGUGGAUAGUUCCAAUCGUAGCCUGGCACCACAUCGUUCGGCAAGGUGUGCGGAUUGUGCCAGAAAAUGUGUGCGAUACCGAGUAUGCUACUAACUCGGCUUUUAAGGUUAUAACAGCCUUCUUCAACUUCUAUCUUCCAUUGGCUGUCAUGUAUUCAUUGUAUAUAAAGAUAUUUCAGGAAAUUCGUAAACGAUCCGAAUUCGAAUUAGGACAAAGAAAUAUUGGUUCGAAACCAAUUUCAUAUCAAACCGGUAACACGUCACAUUCUGGGGAGGACAGUGAAAUACCGGACAAUACUUUCUCAGAGGAUAAUUACCAACACCAUUGUUCCCAAGAAGAACAGCCAAAUUCAACAAACGCUAUCAAACGGGGUAAUUCAAAUAAUAAAAAUGUAAAAGGCUAUAAAAAUUUACGACUUAUAGCAGUUCAAAAACAGAUGGGAAGCGGUCGUGAAAAUCAUAACUCCAAUCAUUCAUAUAAAGUAGAAUAUGUUUAUGACGAAACGGUAAUGGAUCCUCAAACAGAAAGAAUAGAGAGAUACUAUUACGAAGAGCAUCUGCCAUUAACACAAAAACCAUCAUCUGCCUCAUCAUCCAAUCACAAAACGCUUACACGCUCAGAAACCUCGCUUUCACAAUCAACGUCAUCCGCCAGUACGUUUGAAGAUGUUCGGCCAGACAACGACAAGACAAAGGGAGAAAACUUCUCAUUGAUGAGUGGAAUCCGCAGAAUACGACAAGCAGAAAAACUGUUGGAUAAAACCGUUACGGUGACAUCGGAAAGGGGUAGUGACAAGGACAAAACAUUGUUCGUUUUGCGGGAUGAUAAAAAUCGACGGUUAACCGGUGUAUUGAAUAUCAAAGAUCGAAUACGUAAUUUAAGACAGACAUCAGCAUUAACUAAAGAAAUUAAAGCGGCUAGACAAUUGGGGGUUAUAAUGGGGGCGUUUACUUUGUGUUUUUUGCCCUAUUUUAUACUAUUCCUUGUUGUGGCGUUUUGUGAGGGUUGUAUAGACCCAGGCCUCUUGACGGCCAUGACGUGGGUUGGCUAUCUUAACUCAACCUUAAACCCAUUUCUAUAUCCACUUUGUAAUUUACAAUUUAGACGAAAGUUUAGAAAAAUGUUCGGUGUUCUUAACAAACAGCGCAACCCCGGACAGUAUGAUAUCAAUGACAGGAACAGUCUAACGAACGCGCGUUUCGACUGAAAUUGUUGAUGACUUUGUUCGCAGGGGUUUCCUUUACUGUAGACAAAUUGAUUUUUGUAAGAUAAAUCUAUUAGUUUAUCUAACUAAAAAUAAGCCAACUCACUAGGUUUAAGACAAAAUUAAUAAUAUUUGAAGCUGAGAUUUUAG